CAGUGAAAAGAAUUGAAGAAAGGCGAAAGCAGAUCUAAUCAGAGAUGGAGGAGCAAAAGAGGAGAGGAAUUCGGUUGGUGCUAUUCCCAUGCCCAUUCCAGGGUCACAUAAAUCCCAUGCUUCAGUUAGCUUCCAUUCUCCACUCAAAGGGCUUUUCCAUCACCAUCAUCCACACUCAAUUCAACUCUCCCAACUCCUCUAAUUUCCCUAAUUUUACCUUCAUUCCCAUACAAGACGGCAUGUCAGAUGUCCAACCCACAGUGGCCCUUUUCUCACAACUCAACGUCAACUGUGCAGUUCCACUUCGUGAUUGCUUGCUUCGGUUGUUAUCAUCUGGAGAUGCCGAAGGAGGAGAGCGCAUUUCUUGUCUCAUCUCCGAUGCCAUCAUGCACUUUACCCAAGGUGUCGCCGACAGUCUUAAGCUUCCCAGGCUUGCGUUACGGACCAGCAGCGUCGAAUCCUUUCUCUCCUUCGCCGCCGCUGUCUCAGUUUCAAGACAGAAAAGUUCCCUCCCCAUAUCAGAUUCUCAAUUGGAGAUGCCAGUAACUGAGAUUCCACCUCUAAUAGCGAAGGCUCUGCCUACGAUCAACACGAAUGACAUAGAGAUCCUGUUCCAAUUGCUGGGCAGCACGGUUGAUCAAGUCAAGGCCUCAUCUGGCCUCAUUUCGAACACCUGCGAUCACCUUGAGCAGUCGGCACUAGCAACACUUGCUCAAGAAUUUUCAAUCCCAGUGUUCACAAUAGGCCCUUUCCAUAAACUCUUCACAGCUUCUUCCAGUAGCUUAUUGUCCCAAGACCACAGCUGCAUCACUUGGCUAGAUACACAACCACCUAACUCUGUAAUCUAUGUAAGCUUCGGCAGCAUAGUCGGCAUGGAUGAGGCUGAAUUCGUGGAGAUGGCUUCGGGGUUAGCCAACAGCAAGUGUCCCUUCUUGUGGGUGGUUCGAUCCGGCUUGGUCCGUGGUUCAGAAAGAGUUGAACCAUUGUGACCUGAUGGGUUCUUAGAGAUGGUUAAAGGAAAGGGUUGUUUUGUCAAUUGGGCACCUCAACAGGAUGUGUUGGCUCACCCUGCUGUGGGAGGGUUCUGGACCCACAACGGUUGGAACUCAACGCUGGAGAGUAUAUGUGAAGGGGUACCAAUGCUAUGUUCGCCUAAUUUUGGAGACCAGAUGACUAACGCGAGGAUCGUGAGCCAUGUUUGGAAGGUGGGAUUGCAGCUUGAGAAUAAGUUGGAGAGAGGGGAGAUUGAGAGAAACAUAAGAAGACUAAUGGUUGAGAAAGAAGGAGAGGAGAUGAGAGAGAGGGUUGCUUCUUUGAAGGAGAAGGCAGAAGCCUGUGUCAAGAAAGGAGGUUCUUCCUAUGAGUCUCUAGAGGAUUUGAUAGCUCGGAUCUUGUCAUUUUGAAGACUUUUGUGGUUCACCUUCUCCAUGGUGAUUCAUU
This is a messenger RNA of Telopea speciosissima, 1440 nucleotides long. Its product is annotated as UDP-glycosyltransferase 76C2-like. The record is from RefSeq and is a predicted model, not a curated record. The transcript is spliced from 2 exons. Lineage: Eukaryota; Viridiplantae; Streptophyta; Magnoliopsida; Proteales; Proteaceae. Gene Ontology annotation, molecular function: UDP-glycosyltransferase activity. Bases 45 to 989 code for a protein of 314 amino acids.